Messenger RNA from Helianthus annuus (common sunflower), 429 nucleotides. RefSeq lists its product as uncharacterized. The transcript has a single exon. Lineage: Eukaryota; Viridiplantae; Streptophyta; Magnoliopsida; Asterales; Asteraceae. The record is from RefSeq and is a predicted model, not a curated record. Bases 1 to 429 code for a protein of 142 amino acids.
AUGGCUCUAAUCCGAAGAGGCAUUCAAAUUGUCGAUGGUCUUUGUCCCCGAUGCGGUUUGGUUGAUGAAGAUUCGGAGCAUAUCUUCAUUAGCUGUUUAUGGACCCGGUGCAUAUGGUGGAAUAUCUUCGCUUGGAUCCGUGUGCCUUUUCCAGCGGAGAUUCACAAACUCAAAAAUCUGAUUGAUUUCAUUAAUGGGCAGCCAGGAUGUAAGAUUUGGAAAAGGGUGGUCUUUACAAUAGCGAUGGGGACAGUUUGGAGAGUGUGGCUAGCAAGAAAUGAAAUGGUUUUUAAAAACCGAUUUAUUCCGAUCUCGAAGUUGGUGGAGUCGAUCAAAGAAGACGUGUUCUUUUGGAUCAAGAGUCGGUCAAAAAUAGCUAUGCCUUGCUGGGAAAAGUGGAAGACUUUCGACAUUAUUGAGAUAUUGUAA